Callorhinchus milii (elephant shark) is the source of this 607-nucleotide messenger RNA. RefSeq names its product acetylserotonin O-methyltransferase-like. Gene Ontology annotation, molecular function: nucleoside triphosphate diphosphatase activity. The transcript is spliced from 5 exons. NCBI's taxonomy places the organism in Eukaryota, Metazoa, Chordata, Chondrichthyes, Chimaeriformes, Callorhinchidae. The coding region runs from base 155 to 592 and encodes 145 amino acids. The record is from RefSeq and is a predicted model, not a curated record.
GAGGAAAAGUGGUGCCCCACUAACCAAAUACAUUGAGGUAGGAAGUCAACAGUAAAGCAUCUGUGAAUUUAUCGUUGUAUUGCGGCCUCAAGUAUAGGAAUUACUUAUUAUUGCCCACAGAAUACAAACACCGGCCACCCUCCAGCUCACCACGAUGCUGAAUCCAGUCAUGUCCAAGCUGGUCGGGAAACGUGUGGUGCUGGCCAGUGCUUCACCGCGGAGGAGAGAAAUCCUGAACAAUGUUGGACUUAGAUUUGAAAUCGUCCCCUCCUGGUUUAAGGAGACACUUGACAAGUCUGCUUUUGAAAUGCCUUAUGAAUACGCAAAAGAAACUGCAAAGGAGAAGGCACUGGAAGUGGCAAAGAGAAUGCAUUUGAAACACCUCAAGACACCAGAUAUUGUCAUCGGAGCAGACACUGUUGUGUCAAUUGACAAUGACAUUCUUGAGAAGCCUAUAGACAAGAAAGAUGCAUACCGUAUGUUAUCCAGGUUGGUUUCUGCACUUUGUUUGUUGCUCAAAUGUUUUAUCUUAGGAACAUUUAAUUUCAAACCAGUAUUAAUGUUGCUGACUCCCAUGUUUGGUACAAUAUAGGCAAUGAGACAUUAG